Phaedon cochleariae (mustard beetle) is the source of this 1008-nucleotide messenger RNA. The record is from the annotation of a GenBank genome assembly. NCBI's taxonomy places the organism in Eukaryota, Metazoa, Arthropoda, Insecta, Coleoptera, Chrysomelidae.
AUGAAGGGCUUUAUUUUAUAUUUCAUCGGUUUCUAUUCAACGUAUGCUAGUCCAGUUGCGAUGCUGGAUGACCAAUAUUAUUCCGGGACCAUCCUCAUAUCAGAAAAUACUCCAGGGCAAUAUGGAAUAGAAGACCUCACGCGAGAAGUCAUAUUCGAGGCUCCCCAAGAAUCUGAUAUCCAAUUAUACUUCCACGUCCGGAAUGGAUCAGCUGAUGGCGUCAAAGUGUAUACCAAUGACAGCGAAGGCAUCAUAUCCGCAGGAUUUUUCAAAGAAAAACACACUUUGUUCAUCGUCCACGGAUGGAGAAAUCAAUACGAUUCACCAGUCAUCGAGGUCAUAUCGAAAGCUGCCUUGGAUGCCCAGGAUAUCAAUGUUUUCGCCGUCGACUGGAGCAAGAUAGCGCUCCUGGAAUACCAGGAAGCAGUCUCGGCUGUUCCAGAAGUUGGAAGACUGCUUGGAGAGCUCAUAAAGCGCCUUGUAGCUAAUAAUGGACUGGAUUUGGCUAGCACAACUGUUGCUGCGCAUUCUCUGGGUGCUCAUGUUGCUGGGAUAGCUUGCGCUCAUGUUGGAAGCGAAUGUGAUGUUAUUGUAGGUAUGGACCCAGCGGGUCCACUAUUUUCUUACGACAAAAUAGAUGAACGUCUAGAUCCCAGUGAUGCCAAAUUCGUCCAAGUCAUCCACACCAGUGCCGGAUUAUUUGGUUUCCUGGAACCAAUAGGUCAUGCUGACUACUUCCCCAAUGGUGGAAGUGAUCAACCCGGAUGCGAAUCUGAUUCAAUCGGAGCAUGCGACCACGGGAGAGCCUUCCUUUACUAUGCUGAAUCCUUGACGACGGGUGAUUUCACGGCUGUCAAAUGUGGCAAUUACACUGAUUAUGAGAAUGGUAAAUGUGCUGGUCAGUCCAAAUCGUUUUUGGGUCAGUACCAGGUUGAUAAGAGUGCCAGAGGGAUUUACUUCUUGAAGACGCAUAGUUCUGCGCCAUAUGCAAUGGGAGAUAACAGCUGA